GAGCACAGACACAAACACAAACACAGACACAGACACAAUGAGCUGCAAACGCCUCCUCUUCGCCCUGCUCAUCGCCACUUCUCUACUGCUGGAGGUGCAGCAAGCCUGUGAGUACCUGCAAAGCGGAACAUCCACCACCUUUAACAUCGGCUAUUCCGGCCCGAUAAAGGAACUAAUAUGGAGAAGGGAAUCAGUUAAUAUUUAUCGUAUGAAAGGCGGAAAACAGGUUGAAGGACAAGUAUUGGAAAUCAUCGGUGGCUCUCUGAAGCUGAGCAACUUGACAGCCUCACACGAUGGGACAUAUGAAGGAGAGGCCUUUGACAACGACGGAAAAUCACACAAAAGCGAAAAAAGAACCAUCUGUGUGAUGGAUAAAGUGACAAAGCCGAAGGUUCUUGUGAACUGCACGGGGCCCACGCUAACCUGCAGUGGGGUGACGCUAAGCCCAACCCUGACCUUCACCUGGCAACAAAACAGAAAGGAGGUGCCGGGUACAGCCCGUACACUGGGGCCCAAACUCAAACAGCCCAGCAGGUACUCCUGUACAGCCAAGAAUCAAGUCAGCAAGGAAACAAGUGCUGAAAUUGAAGUCGACUGUAGAGGUAAUAAUCCAGGACAGAGCCUCUGGACUUUGCCUGGCUUUGAGUUCUGGACCACGGUUCUGAUAUUAGCCGGCGGAGGGACUCUGCUGCUCGUCCUGUUUGUGGUUAUCGUGGUCUGCAUCUGCAGGAGACAACGACACGAACUCAAUCUACAGCGAGAAGAGGAAGAGCUCAGAUUAGCUAAUCUGACCCACUGCCAGCAGCCCCACCCACCUGGCCACCACAGUCGUCAGGCUCCGCCCCCAAAGGGCCACCCUGGGCAGCAUGGCAACAUGCACUCUGAGGACCAGCCCCCAGCCCUGCCCAAACCCCGGGGUCAUAACCGCCCACGCCCACGCCCCCCCCACCCACAGGGCCCCCCCCAGGGCCAGGAGCAUCCGCCCCCGCGGCCCAAGCCCAGGAAGGGGCCACGCCCAGGAAGGGGCCACGCCCACAACGGUCCUGAGAAUCCGGAACCUACUACUUAAACACGGGAAUCAAAUCUGGUCCCCACGAAUCCAAAUUGCACCAUGCUUUUCUUUUCUAACUGAACAAAUAGUGCGACUGACAUCAUGCGCAGGUGCAGACUGAUUGGCCAGACUGACUGCCAGGUAAAGAGAGUGUGGAAGACCAGCAGUUCUUGGCCCUCGAUGACCAUGAUUUGAUGAUCCCUGUUACAGACCUAUGUAUUUAAAAUGCUCAAAGAUGACAAUAUGUUUCUCCUUUGUUUUCAGGUUUAAUGCCAUUUUUUUAUUGUUUACUUUUUAAUGCCAAUAUGAAAAAAAAUGGAACAGAAUGAAAGCCAGUGUGAUACCUACCAAAACAAACACUUGGGGCUGGUUUCACAGACACAGGUAAAGCUUAGUCCUGGAGAAUUUAGCCAAGGACUAGGCUUCAUCCAUGUCUACAAAUCUGGCCCAAUAGCUGAUAACCAAGUACCACCUAACAUUGACCUCUUCACCUGGAGCGCUCACCUGGAGCGCCGCUUGUUACUAUGAUGACAGUCAAAGGUGAACUACAGGUGACGUUAUACAGGUUAUCUGGAACCAUUACUUUAGAGAAAUGUAAAAGCUGUCACAUUUCAAGAAUUGUAUAAAAACACAGUUUGACAGGAAUACCUGUGUCUGUGCCUGUGCCUGUGCCUGUGCAGAUACCACUGAAAUAUCACAGUGAGAGACCCAGCCCUUUUGGCCCCAUGACAGUGGCCUCCCCGUCUAGGACCAGUCAUUGUGUGUCAGUGUGGAGAACAAAGUGUGAUUAGGGCUAGGGCUAGGGCUAUGGCUAUGGUAGUAAGAAAUCUUUAUUUCCCAAGUUGUCCUAUAUUAGGGCCUCUUGGGGAAUAAAAGUUUCUCAUUCACCCAUUCAUACACACACCGACGGCUAGGGUUAGGGUUAGAGUUAUGAUUAGCAUGGCUAGUGUUGAGAACAUUCGGUGAAGCUGGGUUCCCACCCACCCUGGCUCCUCCCAAAAACCUGAGUCUUUAUGCCUCUCUACUGAUUGGCUGGGUGAGGCCAUUGUCUUUCUGUUGCCCCUCUUUAGUGUGAGAUAUCCAAAGACCAAAACAAGGAACCAAAACAAAGAAACAAAACCAUAUUAUAGGUUGCACCUGUACAUUUACAAUACAAACCUGGCUUUUUACAGUGCAGCCUCAGUGUUUCCAUGAUAAUGUUGCAGAGAAGUGUAAAUUUGACAUAGGCUUCUUGGCCUUUUUUGUGGAUGGAUGAUUCUAAAAUUUGAAUAAACUAUAUCUUACGUUUAUUUUUAUGGCAAUAUUUUAGAUUUAAGAGUUUUCAUAAUGAACGUAUAUUUAUGUCUUGAUGUCUUGAAAUGCAUUUGACAUGUUUUCAUUAUAUACAUUGAACAUGUUAUAUUUAUACAAAAAUAACUCUAUAUGGAUUAAAAGUAAUUUGAAAGUUCUUCUUGUUGCUAUGGGUUACACAUUCUGUAAGUGUGAUUGAUUUCUGUAAGUGUGCUUCAUAAUUUACUUUGAGACGAAAUCUGCUACAUGAUGAGGUAAAUGUGUUUAGCAUUUGCUGUACCAACUGAAGAAUUUAUCCUGACAUUAUGAGACAGGUUACUUAUGAUUAAAACAGUCUGUUUAACAUGAGGGGGCUUCUCAUUAAAGAGGGGGGCAUGCAGAACAAUAUAACGAGAGAUACAGUAUAAUAGGGCAUGUAUUAUUAUCGUUAUUGUCACUGUUGUUGUUGUUGUCGUUGUCGUUGUUGUUGUUAUCGUUGUUGUUGUUGUUGUUGUUGUUGAUGAUCUACUUACAUCCAAGUUAAAUCUAAUAUAAAAAAGAAAAUGGACAUGGCACAGAUUUGUACCACAUAUUUAUUAGGUGACUAAUCCGACUGUUAGGGUUAACCAUAGUGGAUCCCUUUUCAGACUGAAAUGAAGAAUUAUUUUCAUAAUGAGUCAUGAAUAGAAUCAGUACUGGUUUACAGAGUUAAAAUUUCAUAGGACAGAUAGGCUGAUAGAUAAAUAGAUAUGUUUCCAAAUAAACUGCAACUUGAAAGUGUGGCCAAUAUAUAAAAUUCUAAUUUUUUAAAUCUUGGGUGCAUUCUUUUACACCUACGGUAUACGUCGCAUCUAAGUGGCGAUCCGUACAUGAUCGUUGUACUUAACUGACAUUACCAUUACGUACACAGCCGAUGCUUGUGUUCAAAGCGACUUACAACGUUAGAUAUGUGCUGUAUUGGGCUGUAUCAGAGUGUUAGAUAUGUGCUGUAUUGUUUGAGUUGUGGCUUCCUGUUGGAGCUGAACACGCUCUGAGCCUACGGGCUGAGAAACCACAUCUCUUCCUGUUCAUACAGAAACAGAGCAAUCCUCUGGGUCCUUCCGUCAAACAAAGUCUGUAAAAAUAAACUAUACAGGCAAUGAUCCAUUAUUGUACAGCAUGGUAAAAUAAUUGGUGGAACAUUUAUUCACAUUCAUAAUAUUACUCUGAGAAUUUAGUUUGACAAGCAACAAAAAUAAAUCGGCUUGUAAGUUUUAAA
Messenger RNA from Conger conger (European conger), 3578 nucleotides. Its product is annotated as T-cell surface antigen CD2-like. Lineage: Eukaryota; Metazoa; Chordata; Actinopteri; Anguilliformes; Congridae. The coding region runs from base 38 to 1069 and encodes 343 amino acids. The transcript is spliced from 5 exons. The record is from RefSeq and is a predicted model, not a curated record.